Anguilla rostrata (American eel) is the source of this 7801-nucleotide messenger RNA. It is a transcript of the gene clcn2c, whose product is annotated as chloride channel 2c. The record is from RefSeq and is a predicted model, not a curated record. Lineage: Eukaryota; Metazoa; Chordata; Actinopteri; Anguilliformes; Anguillidae. Gene Ontology annotation, cellular component: plasma membrane. Bases 233 to 2974 code for a protein of 913 amino acids. Gene Ontology annotation, biological process: chloride transport; transmembrane transport. Gene Ontology annotation, molecular function: voltage-gated chloride channel activity. The transcript has 24 exons.
CGCCUCGGCGUGGAUUCUGCGAAAAAAUCAGGGAUAUAAAAUGUAGGAUCUCAACAUUCAGUGAAGUUAUGCAAGGAUUCCGCUUCAAAACAACAAGCAUCCGCGGCCCUCGAAUCAGUUUUCUGUUCCAGGGCACCCUGGUAGUCGGUGUGUUUUGUUUAAACGUGUGAAACAAUUCACUUUUCCCUCAUUUCGCUGGCAUUUCUGCCGGCAGCUUGAGUUGAGCGCAGCCAUGGCAGGGGACGGGACCGACCAGCGGGCUCUACAGUAUGAGCAAACUUUGAUGUAUGGCAGGUACACCCAGGAGCUGGGUGACUAUGCCAGAGAGGAGGCGGCUCGUCUGCGGGAGGAGGGGGGCCUGCGGCGCUCUGUCAGCGAGCGGAGCCGCUCGGUGGAGCUGCUGGAGUACGACAAGGGCCGCUGCGCCAAAUGCCGGAUCUGCACAGUUCGCUGUCAGAAGUUCCUCAUCUCGCGUGUGGGUGAAGACUGGAUCUUCCUAAUCCUCCUGGGCCUGUUCAUGGCGCUAGUCAGCUGGGUGGUUGAUUUUGCCAUCGCCAUCUGCCUGCAAGCGCAGAAGUGGAUGCACGGCGGCUUGGACAGCAACGUGCUCCUGCAGUACCUGGCCUGGGUCACCUACCCCGUGGUCCUCAUCACCUUCUCCGCCGGGUUCACGCAGAUCCUGGCCCCGCAGGCCGUGGGUUCGGGAAUCCCGGAGAUGAAGACCAUUCUCCGGGGCGUGGUGCUCAAAGAAUACCUCACCUUCAAAACCUUUGUGGCCAAAGUGAUCGGUCUGACCUGCGCCCUGGGCAGCGGCAUGCCUCUGGGCAAAGAGGGCCCAUUCGUCCAUAUUGCCAGCCUGUGCGCGGCUCUGCUCAGCAAGUUCAUGUCUCUCUUCGGUGGGAUCUACGAGAACGAGUCGCGGAACAUCGAGAUGCUGGCGGCCGCCUGUGCGGUCGGGGUGGGGUGCUGCUUUGCUGCCCCCAUCGGAGGUGUUCUCUUCAGUAUUGAGGUAACCUCAACCUUCUUUGCUGUGAGGAACUACUGGAGAGGAUUUUUUGCUGCCACAUUCAGUGCCUUCAUCUUCCGAGUACUGGCUGUGUGGAACAGAGAUGAGGAGACCAUCACCGCUCUUUUCAAAACUCGUUUCCGACUCGACUUCCCCUUUGACCUUCAGGAGCUCCCAGCCUUUGCUGUCAUUGGGAUUGCCAGUGGUUUUGGGGGUGCCCUCUUUGUGUACUUGAACAGACUGAUAGUCCAGUUCAUCCGGAAGCAGAAAACCAUCAACAAGUUCCUGAUGAAGAAACGGUUGCUGUACCCCGCCCUGGUCACCCUGCUGGUGUCCACUCUGACCUUCCCCCCCGGGUUUGGACAGUUCAUGGCUGGAAGCCUCACGCAGAAAGAGUCGCUGGUAACUCUGCUUGACAACCGCACCUGGGCCAAGCAGGGCAUUGCUGAAGAGUUUGACUACAUCGGCCAUUCCGAAGCUUGGAAACACCCAAACGUCAACAUCUUCGUCACCCUAGUCAUCUUCAUCGUCAUGAAGUUCUGGAUGUCUGCUCUUGCCACCACUAUACCAGUUCCCUGUGGAGCCUUCAUGCCUGUCUUCGUCAUUGGUGCAGCGUUUGGGCGUCUGGUGGGUGAGAGCAUGGCUGCCUGGUUUCCUGAUGGCAUUCACUCUGAUGGCAACAUCUACCCCAUAGUACCCGGCGGGUACGCUGUUGUGGGCGCGGCUGCCCUCUCGGGCGCGGUCACCCACACGGUCUCGACGGCGGUCAUCGUGUUCGAGCUGACCGGGCAGAUCUCGCACAUCCUGCCGGUGAUGAUCGCGGUGAUCCUGGCCAACGCGGUGGCCCAGAGCCUGCAGCCCUCCCUGUACGACUCCAUCAUCCGCAUCAAGAAGCUGCCCUACCUGCCCGAGCUGGGCUGGGGACACCACGAGAAGUACAACAUUCGCGUGGAGGACAUCAUGGUGAGGGACGUGCGCUACAUCACCCUCAAUUGCUACUACAGGGACCUGCACGACGUGCUCCUGAGCGGGAAGCUGAAGACUCUGGCGCUGGUGGAGUCCGCAGACUCCAUGAUCCUGCUGGGCUCCAUCGAGCGCUCGCAGCUGCAGUUGCUGCUCUCCCAGCAGCUGGGCCGCCCGCGCCGGCUGGAGUACCUGCGCGAGCGCGCUCUGGCCACCAAGAAGCGCCUGUCCACCGUCAGCCAGACGGGCAGCGAGGACGCCACCCAGAGGGCCGGCCAGACCGGCGGCGACGAGGCCGUCCGCAGGGUCAGCCAGGAGGUCCGCUUCCAGAUCUCCACAGAGGAGUCCUCCUUCAGUCCCACACGGCCCGGUGCUCAGAAGCCAUUGAAGCCGGCGCUGAAGAGACCGUCUGUGGUGGACCGGAUCAGUGUGGAGUCCCCUACCAGCCCUCAUGACAGCUCUGGCAUCGCUUUAAAGAGCCUCUUCUGUGCCAACCCUGACACCGAGGCUGUGGAGAGCAACGAUGGCUCAGUGGCUCCUGAGAACAGGAAGCCCAAGCGAGUGAGGAUAUCCGUCGUGGAUGAUGGAGAUGUGGACGAUGACAUGACCAUCAGAGAAAUUGCAGAGUGGGAGGACCAGCAGCUGGAAGAACAGGUCAACUUCAAUAACUGCAAGAUUGACCCCGCCCCCUUUCAGCUGGUGGAGCGAACAUCGCUGCACAAAACGCACACCAUCUUCUCCCUGCUGGGGCUGGACCACGCCUACGUCACCAGCAUCGGCCGGCUGAUCGGAGUAGUGUCUCUGAAGGAGCUGCGGAAGGCCAUCGAGGGCUCGGUGACGGUGAAGGGGGUGAAAGUGCGCCCCCCGCUGGCCAGCUUCCGCGACAGCGGGACCAGCAGCAGCGAGUCGGAGGCCACGGAGCUGCACAAGCUGUGGGACCGCCACCGGAGCCUGUCCCUGCCCCGCGAGCACCGCCCCUCCGACUCCGACGAGAAGUCGCAGUGAGGGGGUGGGGGGACUGGAGAGGCCCCCCCACCCCGCCGAAACCUCAGGGCUUCCUUCAGUCUUCAACCCUCCCACCCCCAUGCCCGCCCCCCAUGGCUGCAUCUGCACUGACUCCACUUUACUGAACUGAGGAGGAAACGAACAGGGACCUGGGGGUGAGGGGGGUGGGGCGCCCGAAUCCGACGUCUCCUCCUACUGUCUAUUCUGAAGGAAACGUGUGUAGACACAGAACUGUCCAGUGCAGAACACCUGGUAUGUUUGUAUGUAUGUGUGUGUGUGUGUGUGUGUGUGUGUGAGCACGUCCGUGCGUGCAUGCGAGUGUGAGCGCAUGUGUGUGUAUAUAAAUGCAUUCGUAUAGGACUGAAAGGGAUGAAUAUAGUUUUAAGGCCUUUGUUCAGUUUUGUUUCCAUGUCCCUAAACUUAGAAACACACACUGAAGACAACAGGCCAUUUUGAAACCAGUCUUCCAAAUGCAGGUAUUUAGGACAGAGUGACUGAGGAAGUGUGACACGCCCAUUGUUCUUUUUCUCUGAGGUGAUGGACUGGUUAGUGUCGGCCGCACAUUUGGAGUAUCGCAUUUCACACUGGCUCUCUGGCGUUCCUGCUCCUCUCGCGUGUGUGACCAGGGAGCCUUGUGUGGCCUGCUGUUGCCAUUCUGGGCAACACUCCCCAGAGUCGCACUGUCAUACUCAAUAACGCACCCUUAAGCCCUGUGAAUGAGCACUGUGUGUUUAUGGAGCAAAAGGCUUUAUAACCUUUUAUACAAGGUUGAGUGACCCUUUAUAUCUGUAAUUCUGAGAUUUUAAAGGUAGAUAUCACCAAGUCUACAUACACACACACACACACUCACUCGCAUGCACACACGCACGCACGCACGCAUGCAUGCAUGCACGCACGCACGCACACACACACACCUACCAUGGAUUCUUCCCUGUGCAUCUGCCUGCUGAAGCCUCUCUUCUCUGUGGCCAUACUGGUGAUGACAUGUUCUCUAAAUAUAGCCCUCAGAAGCCCUGGCUGGGGGGAGAUUAGUCCCUGUGCAGCAUGCUAUAACCUGCCAGAUCUGUGCUGUCCACCCGUAGUCACUGGGGCUGUGAACUGGGAUGUUGUUUGGUGUCCAGUGUUGAGGAAUGUCUGAGGUUUUGGUGACCUAGUGUCAGAGUAACAUGUCUUGGGGGGCUCACACAGAGGAAGUGAAGCAGGUUAUUGCAUUCCUGGUCUUUUCACAGCAGUGGUCUCAUUAAGAGUGGUCUCUCUGUCUUUCUCUCUCUCUCUCUCUCUCUCUCUCUCUCUCUCUCCCCCACUCUGACUCUCUACAUUCCCUCCCACUCUAAUUACAUGACACCCAGGAUAGGAAUUAGCAUGAUGAGUCCAUGGCAACGGCAGCCGUUGCUGAAUUAGUCCAGUUGUGCUUGCAGGUCUCCUGUAGCAACCGCUCUGGAUUUCAGCGAGAGUGACACUGUGUGAGUGUGCGUGUGUGUGUGUUUCUGUGUGUGGGUGUGUGUUUUUGUGUGGUGUUUCUGUGUGUGGGUGUGUGUUUCUGUGUUUGUGUGUGUGUGUCUGUGCGUUUGUGUGAGUUUGUGUGUGUGGGUAUAUGCAUGUGUGUGUGUGUGUGUGUGUGUGUUCAUGUGCGUGUGAUCCAUUUAAAUUUACUAUCUACAUAAAACCUUGGAUUGUAUUCUUUUUAACAGCCCCUUUUGCAUAGGAAUGCAUUUCACGUAAAGACAUUUCCUCGGUUGUUUGAAUGUAUUUCACUAUGAAGUCUUAAUUUAUUUCACAGAAGAGUAUAUUUCCCAUUGAUAAACUAACAAAUGAUAUACGUAAGUCCCUCCCAGGAGGGUUGGGUGAGCAGUUCAUUCCCAUACUCCUGUCUUCAUUACUCCCAUCCAGCCUGCAUCCACACCCUGAGCAUUUCUUUAAUAUGUAUUUUGGGCUGUAACUGAAACACUCCUUUGUUUUGUGUAGGUUAAUUGCUCUCCCUCAUGGCUUCCCUUUAUAGUUAACCUGCUGCUGACAGACAUAUGGACAGACAGACAAUGGUCAGCAGCAGCAGCAAGAUAUCAGCGCUCUGAAAAUCUCAUGCACAGCCUGUCAGACUCUAGCUGAACAGAUGCAGUUGUUGUUUUAACGUUGUCAUUUCUGACAUGAGCACAUGGUGAAACGCUCCUUCCUAUCUUUCUUUCUUUACUAUCGCUGGCGGAAGCAUCUGUGGAUGCGCUGGGAGCUUUUUUUGGAGUGUCUACGGGGUGACCUGCCAGUUUUAGCACAGAAGCCUUAAUCUCUCUCUCUCUCUCUCUCUGUUUCUCUCUCUCUCUCUCUCUUUCUCUCUCUCUCUCUCUGUCUCUCUAUCCCCCCAUCGCUCUCGCUCUCUCACUCUCUUGUUUCUCUCUCUUUCUCUCUCUCUAUCCCCAUCUCUCUCUCUGUCUCUCUCUCCUCUCUCUAUUUCUCUGUCUCUCUCUCUCAUACACACACAUGCAUGCACACACACAUACACACACACACACACAUUCUCCUACUCUGAGAAGCCAUUUUAUAUUUAUGAAAUGUGUUUGUGUUGCUGACACCCAGCCAUAAUGGUGAAAUUGUUGAGCCUUCCGACUAUGCAUUCUUCAGCAGCUGUGGGUGUGUGUCCGUCUGCUUGUGCGUUCCCCCCCUUCCUUUGCCUGGCUGACGCAGCAGCACUCACAGCUCAGUUCCACGUGCCCAAUAAGAGCCUUCAGCUUUCUGCUUUCCUGUGUGUAAAGUGCAUGGAGUUAAGUCUUUAAAAAAAAAGAAAAAAUAGACAUACCUCCCCAAAAAAACAAAAACAAAUUGACACUCCCUUUACACGCACAAAUAAACCCAUGCACACUUUCACACAAACACCUGUACUUCCUCAAAUGUGUGGCUACACACCCCACCUCUAUGCAUGGCUGGUGUGUUUCUGAGUGCAUGCAAUUAUGAAAUAUUGCAUUAUUUGCCAAUUACAUUGUCUAAUUUUUGACCAAAAAAUUGUAGUUUGAACAGAUUUUUUGGAGAAUUUUCAGUUUUAUAGUACUAUAUUUGACAAUGUUAUUCUUACUCUGGUUGUUGUUGUUCUUAUCUAUAUAUUGUGUCGUUAUUACUGCUCUUAUUGUUUUGUACCAUUCUUGUUCUUUCUGGUGAUGAUUUAAUUUUGAUUAAUUAUUUGAUUGGCACCUGUUGUUGACAAAAAUAAGCUUUAAUCACUUGUUACUUCUGUAAAAAGGGGGCAGGGCUGCUUGGAGUGCACGACUUAGAACACUAAAGAGAGGUUUACAAUUAUAAUAUAUUAACAUAUCAUUGUUUCAUAUUGUGAAGGACAUAUCCCUGUGUUAUAUGACUCGUGGACUGUUCAUGCAGCUAAGGUUAGUGUUGUUUUGGAACUUGUAGCAUGUUGAAGAGUCAGACUCUUGACUGAGAUGAAAGAGCAGUUGCACCCCAGUCCCUCCACCCCACCCGAACCCCCCCAUCGCGCAACAUUCACGCAACAUUGCUGCAAUGUUGUAGCAACGCCGCGGCGCGGCUACGACGUUCACGCAGCUGCGUGAGGAUGUUGAUUCCUUCGCUGGGUGACAAAGUACAGAACAAUCGCUUGCGCUUUACUUGUAAAGUGAACCGCUGUUAGAAUGUAAAGAUGCCUACGACAGGGCCACGUGGGCCUCAGCCUGGGAGGGGGGGCCCGGUCGCACACGCCCAUUCCACAAAGUGCCUUCAUCACUCCGCCGGUCCCGGAGGAGCCCUUAGAGCAUGGCCGCGCUAGCGUGUGGCUGGGGAUCCGGGGCAGCCCAGGAGCCGCGUCUGGCUGGGAGCGCAGAGCGCUUACCCUGGAGCCGGCUCUGAACAGAUGCGCGCGUUCGCGGGAGCCGCUCUGAGGAUGCCGCGGUGCAUGCAGCAUAUGUCAGAGGUGUUAAAAUGAUCGUUUACCAAUGCGAUACACUCCACUCGGCUUUACACCCAGAAGCUCUCAGAAACGGCACGGACUCCCCUGUAAAUACAUAAUCACAGCCAGUUUAUAGAGAUGUGAGGUUAAAUUCAGUGCCUCACAAGAGCACACGCCCACACGCAAAUGUUGAUUGUAUCAGGUCUGUUUCUGAUUUUUCAGAAUGGGCCAAAAUGUAAUGCCAGCCUGUUAGAACUGCUUUUACACAUUCCCAUUGGUUCAAGUGCUGAUCCCCCAACACACACACACACACACACAAAAGCACAUACACACAGACACACAGACGUACACACACAUGCACACACGCACGCACAUCCAGAUUGGGAGGGACUGGACGGAAUUCAGAAACACUACUUUUUUCUUUAUUUAGUUUAGUUUUGCCCUGAGGCACGGACCUCUCUCCUCUCAUCCAUAGGACAUUUCAUUUGCAAGCAGAUUUAAGUGGCAGAUGCAUAUUUAUUAACAGUUAUUAAUCAAAGCUAGGAUAUUAGUGAUUUUUCUUUUUCUUUGAAUGAUUGUCUCAGUAGGUAAUAAAUUUGUGCAAUAACGAUUCAUCUCAUUUUUGUAACCAGAUUUUAAUCUAUUACUUGACAUGAAUGCAAGAUAACCUUAUUUUUGUAAAGAAAUGAAAAUAUAUAUAAAGUAUAUAAAAAUAUAAAAUAAACUAAUUAGUGCACACACAUCUUAAGAAAAUGUUUUAUCCAUUUCUCUGAUUGCACUGCCUACCUGCUCAUUGGUUUAACCUGUGCUUCACUAGGACAUGUUGUAUAUACCCGCGGUGAACAGGGAAUCUGGCUCAAAUUAACAAAUGUAGUGAUAUUUUUCAGAGAACACAAACCAUCUUUUGUAUCAGGGAUGAAUAAAAUUUUAACAAAUGUUGAAAUGUA